Sciurus carolinensis (gray squirrel) is the source of this 2143-nucleotide messenger RNA. RefSeq names its product sorting nexin 5 (gene Snx5). The record is from RefSeq and is a predicted model, not a curated record. Gene Ontology annotation, biological process: intracellular protein transport; pinocytosis. The coding region runs from base 181 to 1395 and encodes 404 amino acids. Gene Ontology annotation, molecular function: dynactin binding; phosphatidylinositol binding. The transcript has 14 exons. NCBI's taxonomy places the organism in Eukaryota, Metazoa, Chordata, Mammalia, Rodentia, Sciuridae. Gene Ontology annotation, cellular component: endosome.
CGCCAUCUUGGACUCGGGCUGAGCAAUAAAUUGCUCGGUAGAGGACUGUGAUCUCUCUGUCCAAGCGUGCCUCGCUGUAGGAGUGUCAGUGGUUCCGCUCCGCGUUGCAGCCCUCCGGCCAGCGGUCUCCGCGUGGUGCGGAGCGAGGCCAGGCGGCCCCUGCUCUAGGCCCGCGUCGCCAUGGCCGCGGUUCCCGAGUUGCUGCAGCAGCAGGAGGAGGACCGUAACAAGCUGAGGUCUGUGUCUGUGGACCUGAAUGUUGAUCCCUCACUUCAGAUUGACAUACCUGAUGCACUCAGUGAGAGAGAUAAGGUCAAGUUUACAGUGCACACCAAGACUACACUGCCUACUUUUCAGAGCCCAGAGUUUUCUGUUACAAGGCAACAUGAAGACUUCGUGUGGUUACAUGAUACUCUUAUUGAAACCACAGACUAUGCUGGCCUUAUUAUUCCCCCUGCUCCUACAAAACCAGAUUUUGAUGGUCCUCGAGAAAAGAUGCAGAAACUGGGAGAAGGUGAAGGGUCCAUGACCAAAGAAGAAUUUGCAAAAAUGAAGCAAGAACUGGAAGCUGAAUAUCUCGCUGUCUUUAAGAAGACUGUCUCCUCUCAUGAAGUAUUUCUUCAGCGGCUCUCUUCUCAUCCUGUUCUCAGUAAAGAUCGCAACUUUCAUGUUUUCCUGGAAUAUGAUCAGGAUCUAAGUGUUAGGCGGAAAAAUACCAAAGAAAUGUUUGGUGGCUUCUUUAAAAGUGUGGUGAAAAGUGCUGAUGAAGUUCUUUUUUCUGGAGUUAAGGAAGUGGAUGACUUCUUUGAGCAAGAGAAGAACUUCCUUAUUAACUAUUACAACAGGAUCAAGGAUUCCUGUGCUAAAGCUGACAGAAUGACCAGAUCUCAUAAAAAUGUUGCCGAUGACUAUAUUCACACUGCAGCCUGCUUACAGAGCCUGGCUUUAGAAGAACCCACAGUCAUCAAAAAAUACCUAUUGAAGGUUGCUGAACUAUUUGAAAAACUUAGGAAAGUAGAGGGUCGAGUUUCAUCAGAUGAAGAUUUAAAGCUGACAGAGCUUCUCCGAUACUACAUGCUCAACAUAGAGGCUGCGAAGGAUCUCUUAUACAGACGCACCAAAGCUCUCAUUGAUUAUGAGAACUCAAACAAAGCUUUGGAUAAGGCCCGGUUAAAAAGCAAAGAUGUCAAGUUGGCUGAGGCACACCAGCAGGAAUGCUGCCAGAAAUUUGAACAGCUUUCUGAAUCUGCAAAAGAAGAACUUAUAAAUUUCAAACGGAAGAGAGUGGCAGCGUUUAGAAAGAACCUAAUUGAGAUGUCUGAACUGGAAAUAAAGCAUGCCAGAAACAAUGUCUCCCUCUUGCAGAGCUGCAUUGACUUGUUCAAGAACAACUGAUCUAUCUGCCUUUCUCUGAAGGAAACAAAUGUGAAAAUUGCAUCACUUGCACUUAAAUCAUUACCAUAGAAUAUGAUUAGCUUUGACUUUAGUUUAAAAUUAUGUGAAUAAAUAUUUUGAUUUCUAAAAAUCUUAACACUUAACCAUGUUGGUUUAAAAAUAUUUUUAUUGCAUGCUUCUUGGACAUAACUAAUUUUUUCCUUAUGCAUUUAAUACCUCAGAGUGGGCAGAAUCUAAAUACUGGAUUCUCCUGUAGUUUGUCUUCAGUUACUUAAAAGGGUGUAGAAGACAUGUGCCUUCUGGAAUAAGUAGAAGCAAUCACCAGGCCCAUGUCUUGUCACCCUGAUUCAUGUGCCCAUGUCCCUGCAGACUGAUUCUGUCAGGGAGGUGCCAGUUUAACAAAUAACAACAGCUAUUUGUUAUAGCCAACGGACAUUCCAUUCCUUCAUUGGGUGUUUUAUUUUCUCUUUGUUACACUCAUGUUCUUGAGUCACCUCAAGUGUUUGUAUAAUAACAAGGGCAAAAAGAUCUCAUUUAUCUUUGUAAAAAUCCUUUGCAGUUCCAUUUUUGUAGUUGGGAUAUGAAUAUUUGAGGGGAGAGACGUACAUAGGGGUAUAUAUAGAAAUAAACAAUAUGGCCUGCUUUAGAAUGGCUGCUCAAGAAAGAUGUAAGGUCUUUCCCUGAUGCUGGGGGAAUGCGUGUUUGGGCUUUCGUUUUUAUAAACUAUACAAUAAAAUAAUAAAUCACA